AUGACCUCGAUAUCUGAACUUAGCAGCCUACAAAAGACGCUGAACGCGGCAAUUGACACGUUCAAGGCUGAGCUCGCCGCGCAGAAUAUGCCUGAGCUCUCGUUGAACACGUCCAAGCCGCAUCCCAUCGAUGAUCUCGCCUUCAUCCCAACGCCAGCGAUGUUCGAGGCUCGUCGCGCUGCACUUGCCAGUUUGGGUCUUAUCAAAUCGUUGAUUCAGUCUCCGUAUGAUGCGCUUACAGCGAAUACGUGGAUGGUUAUGGAAGUUGCUGGUGUCCGACUUACUGCUGAGAUCGGUCUGGCGUCUAUCCUGGGAGACUCGGAAGAAGGUUUGAGCAUCAAGGAGAUCGCUGAGAAAACAGGCGUUGAUGAGUUGAAACUUGAACGCGUCUUGCGCCUUUUGAUCACUCAAGGAUGGUUCCGCGAACCAAAGCAGGGAUAUUUUGCUAAUAACCGUCUGAGCAAUCUGAUCAAGAAGGGCUUGCCAGGAUUCCACCUUGCAACUUAUAUGAACGAACUCUUCAUGAAAGUUGCGACCAACUUCCCAGAGAUGAUCAAUCAUCCUGACCCGGAAUUCCGCAAGAACACGGACCCGCUGCAUACGGCAUUCCAGCUCGCGUACAAGACCGAUAUCAGCUACUUUGGUGCCGACGGAUGGCUGACGAAAGACCCUGAAGAAGCUGUUAAAUUUGGACAAUCUAUGGUGGCUGUCGGGCCUACAUCGGAUCCCGGUGUUGUUGCAGACUUUGCAUGGGAUGAGAUUGCGAAAGACAAGGAUGGUAUUGUGGACGUUGGAGGAGGACAGGGCUCACUAUGCUGCUCACUCGCAGCCAAGUACCCCAACAUUAAGAAAUUCGUUGUUCAGGAUCUGCCUGAGACACGUGAAGGAGCCGAGGCCUACAUUGCAUCGAAAGGACUUACAGGACGCGUGGAGUUUGAGGUACAAGAUUUCUUCAAGCCACAACAGCGUAAAGGAAAAUAUGUCUACGUGAUGCAGCGAGUUCUGCACGACUGGAGCACUGAGAAAGGCGCGAUCAUGAUCAAACAAAUUCGAGAUGUUUUGAAUGAAGAUAGUUGUCUGUUAAUUGUUGAUACCGUGAUUCAACCGGGAGUUGUCUCUUCUGAAGGCCAGGACCUCGUCCAAUCGCUGUUGAAGCUGAACAAGAGCGUUUAUCAACCGGUGCCACCUCCUGAAUUUAUCCCCGUUGAUUUUGGAGAGGCCAGUCGUAUUCAGCACCAGAUUAAUGUUGCGUUGACUGCUCUGUGCAAUUCGUUUGAGAGGACUUUGCCGCAGUUGCAGGAGAUGGUAGAGCUUGGCGGAAUGAAGAUCAAGAAGGUUAAUGCUACCAGGGGUUGGGCAUCAAUCACGGAAGUCGUCCCAGCUUGA
This is a messenger RNA of Psilocybe cubensis, 1386 nucleotides long. RefSeq lists its product as uncharacterized. The transcript has 10 exons. The record is from RefSeq and is a predicted model, not a curated record. Gene Ontology annotation, molecular function: O-methyltransferase activity. Lineage: Eukaryota; Fungi; Basidiomycota; Agaricomycetes; Agaricales; Agrocybaceae. Bases 1 to 1386 code for a protein of 461 amino acids.